AGAGGCAGCAGGAAACACCGAGGCUGCCACCGUUGGGCGCAGCCAAACAAACCAGCCAAACGCCUUGGACUGAAAGGGAAACCGUACGUUAAUUUAUUUCCUAAUUGUAAAUAGUUGUUUCCUCAUCAUUUCUGCAUAGUUUUUGGUCGGCUAAGGUGAACUGUGUGAUCGGAAGACCAAACGGAAUAGAAAACUAGGGAGCCGUCAUUAAGGUUUGUAAAUAGUUGGAACAGCUGGGACAUCGGCCGAUCGAGCAGUCAGGUCGGGUGAGAGAGGACUUGGAGUAAAGGCUCCCACUGGCAGCAGUAGGAUGAAGAGAUUCCGGCGUCAUGGCCACGACUCCCAGAGAGACAAACUCAAACAGGAUCUCUACCACUUCAACAAGACUGUUGAGCAUGGAUUCCCCCACCAGCCCAGUUCACUGGGCUACAGUCCCAGUUUAGAACUCCUGGCCAUCGGCACCAGAUCAGGAGCCAUCAAACUCUAUGGAGCUCCAGGAGUGGAAUUUAUGGGCUUACAUGAUGAAAAUGCGGCCGUUACACAGAUACACUUCCUACCGCACCAGGUUGAGCUGGUCACUCUGUUGGAUGAUAACAGUCUACACAUGUGGACCCUACGGGCCCAUCAGGGACUGUCAGAACUGCUGGAGAUCGGACGCUUCACACUCACUGGACCACCUGGUGCCCUACCCUGUGUGACGCGGGUGACUGCUGUCCUCGCCCACUCCUCCGGGGAGCUGCUUCUCCUGGGCACAGAGGGAGGCCAUGUGUUUGUGGUGGAGGUGCCAGGCUUCCAGGAACUGGAGAAACUGAACAUCAGUGUGGAGGAUGUUCAGAGCAGCGUUCCAGAGGAGUACAUUGGCAGGAGGAGCCUGGAAUGCGUGGAGGCAUUGCAGGAAAACCCGCUGAACCCACGGCAGGUUCUGAUUGGCUACGGCAGAGGCCUCCUGGUUCUCUGGGACCUGGACCGCCGGUGUGCGCUCCAGCACUUUCUUGGCACACAGCAGUUGGAAAGUGUUUGGUGGAUGGAGGAUGGAGGAAGCCUUCUCAGUUCCCAUAGCGACGGCAGCUACUGUCAUUGGACUGUGAGCACAGACACUGCAGUGCAAGCUGAGCCAGACAAGCAGGAAACACCAUACGGCUCUUUCCCCUGCAAGGCCAUUUCCAAAAUUCUUCAGCUGCCAACGAGACAUGGACCUCCGUUCCUGAUCUUCAGUGGGGGAAUGCCACGGGCCAGUUUUGGGGACAGACACUGUAUUUCAGUCAUACACAGUAAAACACAUGUUGCUCUGGACUUCACCUCACGCAUCAUCGACUUCUUUAUCAUCAGAGAGGGAGCCCAGCAUAAAGGAGAUCCCAGUGCCCUGGUGGUGCUGGUGGAGGAGGAGUUGGUGGUGGUGGACCUGCAGUCGGAGGGUUGGCCCGUGAUCCAGACUCCGUACCUGGUUCCCCUGCACUGCUCCGCCAUCACCUGCUCACACCACGUCUCCAGCAUCCCCCUCAAACUGUGGGAGAGAAUACUGGCCGCCGGACAACUGCAGAACACACACUACUCACGAAAGCCGUGGCCGAUAAACGGAGGCCAGAACCUUGCGCCAGACCCACCCCAGAGAGACCUGCUGCUGACUGGACAUGAAGAUGGAACGGUUCGGUUUUGGGACGCGUCGGGGGUGUGUCUCUCACCCAUGUACAAACUCAGCACGUCUGGGGUUUUCCUCACAGACGCAGACCCCAACGACAACAUGAACCAGGGGGCAGAGGGCGAGUGGCCCCCUUUCCGAAAGGUGGGCUGUUUUGACCCCUACAGCGAUGACCCCAGGCUUGGCAUUCAGAAGAUCCACCUGUGUAAAUACAGCGGGUACCUGACGGUGGCGGGCACAGCAGGACAGAUCCUGGUGAUGGAGCUGAACGAUGAGGCGGCAGAGCAGACGGUGGAGCCCACGGUGGUGGACCUGCUGCAGGGGCAGGAGGGGUUCCGCUGGAAGGGUCAGGCCCGUCUGGAUGUGCGUGACGAACCCGUGACCUUUCCCCCGGGUUUCCAACCCUUUGCUCUGGUCCAGUGCCAGCCGCCGGCCGUGGUCACGGCCAUCGCCCUCCACUCCGAGUGGAAGCUGGUGGCGUUCGGAACCAGUCACGGAUUCGGCCUUUACGACUACCAGCAGAAAAACAGCGUACUGGUCAGAUGUACACUGAACCCUAAUGACCAGCUGGCGUUGGAGGGUCCUCUGUCUCGUGUGAAGUCCAUAAAGAAAUCUCUCCGUCAGUCAUUCCGAAGAAUCCGCCGCAGCCGCGUGUCCAUGCGCAAACAUCAGACCAAUAACGCCGCCAAGUUACAGGAGAUAAACGCCCGUCUGGAGGCAGAGGCUCUGCAGGAGAUGGAGUUGGCGCCAGUCCAGAGGAAGAUCGAGGCUCGUUCUUCAGACGACUCGUUCACCGGACUCGUCCGAACUCUUUACUUUGCCGACACUUUCCUCAGCGACAGUUCUCACAACUCACCGUCUCUAUGGGCGGGGACAAACGGUGGGGCUGUAUAUGCCUUCAUGCUCCGCGUUCCGCCUGUGGAGAGACGCAUGGAGGACCAGGUGACUGCACACCCAGUAAAAGAGAUCCAGCUGAUGCACCGUGCUCCAGUGGUGGGGUUGGUAGUGCUGGACGGCCGGGGCGUCCCCCUGCCCGAGCCCCUGGAGGUGGCCCAUGACCUGGCCCGCAGUCCCGACAUGAUAGGAGCACACCACCUGCUCGUCGUCUCGGAGGAACAGUUUAAACUUUUCACAUUGCCAAAAGUGAGCAGUAAGACAAAGCUGAAGUUGACAGCGACGGACGGCUCUCGUGUCCGGCGUGUGGGUGUGGCCUGGUUCGGCAGCGUCAGAGUGGAGGAUUACGGGGAGAAUAACCUGGUGAUUUUAACCAAUCAGGGCGACUUGCAUGUCAUUUCCAUGCCUGCCCUUAAGAUGCAGAUUCACUACCCCUGUAUUCGCAAGGAGGAUGUCAGUGGUAUCGCAUCCUGUGUGUUCACCAAGCAUGGCCAGGGAUUUUACCUUAUCUCUCCGUCUGAGUUUGAGCGUUUCUCAUUGUCCGCACGCUGGUUGGUUGAGCCCCGCUGUCUGGUGGAGGCUCCGCCCAGGACUCACAGCUCCUCCCACCCAGACCACACCCACAGAGAUCAGCCGGAUGGAGCAGCCACAGAGCACAGGAUCUGCCGUGAGGAUACUGAAGAAUUUGAGAAUUCCGCUAGACAAGUAAUGGAGCAUGCUUUGCUGAACGAUGAGCAGGUGCUUCAGGAGAUCCAGAAGUCUCUAGAAGGUGAUCAGACGGUAUUGCUGGAAAACAAUAUGAAGACCAAACCCUCAGUGGGCCAAGUGUUGAGUAAUGGAGAUUGAGCCACAUCCUCUCCACGUCUCGUCCAGGCUGGAGUUUGACCAGCCCUCUGGCUUUUAGGACACACCUGUACACUACAGCUGGUGCCACUACUGAACACUGUUAGCCCUGCUCCUGCACAGAGAAGGCUCUCACCCUGUGCUACCGUGAGGAGAGAGAAAGAGAGAGAGAGAGAGAGAAAGAGGGACCACCAUCUGUGCCUGCUAAGACCAACCACUGUAUCACCACUCAUUCACUGACACGCCAUCAAAUUCCAUCUCUCUGCCAUCUCCUGCCUUCCAGCUGAGCUGACACGCCCUCUUUGUAAUCUCCACCCUCCUUUUGUAGGGGGUGGGAGGAGCUUCACAAGGGGGGCGUGUCAGUGGAAAUUUCUUUCUUUUUUUUUUUUUUUUGUCUUCUUUUUUUAAUAUUUAAUUUUACAUGUGUAAUAUUUCUAUACAGAAAUUUGAAGACCUCAAACUUAGAAAAAAAUAAUGAAAACAAGACACGGACAGUUAAUUACACAAGGGAAGUAAAUACUCAAUCUUUUUUGUUGAUUUGUUUGUUUGGUUUUUUUUUGGACAAUUCUGACGACUCUGGGUAUUUUGACCAGGCAACAAUUGAGGACUUUUUAUACUGAGAAGAGUUGCCGUUGAACCACGUAGAUAGUGAAACACCCAGCUGAGUUUAUUUGUUUGUUUGUUUGUUUGCUCCCCCACCCUUACAACAGCAUUAGUAUUACCUUUGUGGUCCCGUCCCCCCCCC
Molecule: messenger RNA, 4121 nt
Organism: Chanos chanos (milkfish)
Lineage: Eukaryota; Metazoa; Chordata; Actinopteri; Gonorynchiformes; Chanidae
Gene: llgl2
Product: LLGL scribble cell polarity complex component 2
Exons: 26
Coding region: 311-3379 (1022 amino acids)
Biological process (GO): cortical actin cytoskeleton organization; establishment of spindle orientation; regulation of Notch signaling pathway
Cellular component (GO): plasma membrane; cortical actin cytoskeleton; cytoplasm
Molecular function (GO): myosin II binding; GTPase activator activity
Source: RefSeq, a predicted model, not a curated record